Crotalus tigris (Tiger rattlesnake) is the source of this 2633-nucleotide messenger RNA. RefSeq lists its product as uncharacterized. Gene Ontology annotation, molecular function: protein tyrosine kinase activator activity; chemorepellent activity. Gene Ontology annotation, biological process: cell differentiation; activation of transmembrane receptor protein tyrosine kinase activity; animal organ development. The coding region runs from base 1374 to 2633 and encodes 419 amino acids. Lineage: Eukaryota; Metazoa; Chordata; Lepidosauria; Squamata; Viperidae. The transcript has 5 exons. The record is from RefSeq and is a predicted model, not a curated record.
AUCAACAUUCAGAUGCUUGGCAACUGGUUCAUAUUUAUGACAGUUGCAGUGCUCCAGAUCUUUUGUGACCUUCUGACAGGCAAAGUCGGUGGGGAACCCAGACUCACUUAACAACCAUGUUAAUAAACAACCACAGUGUGGCAAGAUAGGUUGUAAAAUGGGGCAAAACUUGCUUAACACAUGUCUCACUUAGCCACAGAAAUUUUGGGCUCAACUGCAGUCGUAAGCCGAGGAUUACCUGUACUGAAUGUUGAGGAUCCAGCAACAGGCAAAUGGGGUCCUGCUUAAGUUGCACAACAGCGAGUUGAAGGCAGCGGUGGGAUUCAAAUAUGUGAACAACCGGUUCUCUGUGUGGAUGCCGCUUCCGGAAAUCCCUUCUAGGCCUGGGCAACAAAAAAUUAGCUGCCAGUGGUGCGAACCAGCUGAAUCCCACCACUGGUUGAAGGGCUAAGAGAACACUGAAGGUGGCACCCAUGGCCCAGGAGACUGAUAGGGAAUACUUGAAGGAAGGGCUCCAGCCUAUUAGUGAGGAGGACCACUCAAUGAAGGGGUACAUAUACCGCAUCUUCAGACACACCCCUAUUGUAGCAAAGGAGAGGAGACUGUGUGUGUGUGUGUGUGUGUGUGUGUGUGUGUGUGUGUGUGUGUGUGUGUGUGUGUGUGUGUGUGUGUGUGUGUGUGAGAGAGAGAGAGAGAGAGAGAGAGAGAGAGAGAGAGAGAGAGAGAGUGUAGAACGUCCGCUCAGGUGAAGCAGGAGAAAAGUGCGCGGGCAAAACAAACCCACUCACGCAUACACAUCCCCGCCGCUCUUCCCGCCUCCCGGACCGACUGAGCAGCUGCUGGCAGAAUGCGCGCCAAAGGGGGCGCCCACAGAGCUCGCGCCGAAGGUAAACAGAGCCGGGAAAAACACGCGGCUGCCGCCGCUACUGCUGUUGGCGGUGGCCCGCGCGUCUUCUCCGCUUGGCAAGUCCGCCGCCUCUCGGCUGCGUAUCUCAGUCAUCCGGCUUCAGGCGUUGCAGGAGCUCCCGCCGGCAUGUAAGAGGAUUGUUAACAGUUGGGCACUCUCCGAAGCUGCUUCCCAGCUCCCCCCUUCCCACCUCGCGAAGAGGUGGCGGUGAAAGCGAAGAGCCACCUGGGCUUACGGACUAAGCAGCCCCAUCCUGCCUCAGGCGCUGCUUUCCCGCCUUCCUCUUCCUCCCUCCACAGCCAUCAGCAGCAGCGGUACCAGCACCCUUCCCCCCUCCCUUCCGCAAGACCAGGCGGCGCGCAGGUGGCGGGAACGAAGCGCGGGGGGGUGUGAGGGGCUUCGCCGGUGGCAACUGCCGGGCUUGCUGAAAGCUGCCUACGAGCGCCCUGCUGUUCGCCCACCGACCAUGUUCCUCCGUUGCUGCUGUAGUGGCGGCAGCCGCUCGCUGCUGCGUCUCCUAUUUGUGCUGGGUGUUUCGGCCCUGGCCGGGGCGGCCGCGUCGUGCUCUUCUUCUUCGCCACUCAGCGAGGAUUCGGUGCAGGGGCUGGUCCGGCUCGCUUCCGUGGUGAUCGAGGGCAAGGUGCUGGCUCACAGCGUGGCCGAACUAACGGCUGGCCGGAAAGGAGAAGGAGGAGAAGAAGAAGAAACGACGUCGCUGGUGUCACCGCCGCUGUUGAGGCUGUCCGUGCAACCUGCCGCCGUUGCCGCCGCCACCACCACCACCACCACCACCACCAUCAUCACCGCUUUCACCUCCAGCUCCUCCUCCUCCUCUUCCUCGUCCUCCUCCUCAGGAACGAUCCUCCCCUCUUCGCCGGCUCCCAGCCCCCCGCUCCCGCACCUCGGCAGCCCGAGCCUGGCGCCCGCCUCCGCCGUAGCUCGAGUGCGCGUGCACCAGGUGUGGCCGGCGAAAAGCGGCGGGCUGCGGAAGGACGCGCUGCUUUGGCUGCUGCUCGGAGAGCGGGGCUCCGCUUGCGGGAGCGCCUUGAAGGAAGAGAGUCGCUACAUCUUCUUCAUGGAGCCCCUGGGAGCUGCGAGCGGGAACAGCAGUGAGUCGUCGCCACCGCCGCUGCUCUUUCGAGCGUCUUCCCCGCCCCUGGAGACGGGCAGGAAUCUGAAGAAGGAGGUCAGCAGGGCGCUGUGUACCCGGGGAUGUGCUGUGCCUCCUAAAUUGAAGGAGAUGAAAAGUCAAGAAUCUGCUGUGGGUCAGACAUUAGUUCUCAGAUGUGAAGCCAGUUCUGAGCACCUCUCUCUCAAAUUCAAAUGGUUAAAGAAUGGACAAGAAAUAACAAAAAGAAACAGACCAGAAAAUAUCAAGAUUAAGAGUCCCAAAAAACAAAAAACAUUCUCAGAACUCCGCAUUACUAAAGCUUCGUUGGAUGACGCUGGGGAAUAUACAUGUAAAGCAAGCAACAGAUUUGGAGAUGACACUACUAAAGCUCAAAUAACUGUUACAGACACCAGUGAACCCACGGGCAUGAUACCAGUUUUGACAAAAGGAGUAAAUUCAUCCUCACAACUCAUAGACAGGAUUUCUGCCUCUACUGAAGGAACAAAUACAUCUUCUAGUAAGUAUAUAGUACUAGCAGCCUUCAUGAACACAGCACUCUAUUUGUUUCAAUAUAUAUAUACAAAAUAUGUACUAAUUCUUGGGAUAAAAAACUAA